GGGCGGUGGGGGCGGGGCAAGCGCGGAGGACCAGGGACGGGCUCCGGACCCCGCAGUUAGCGCCGCCUGGCCUGGGGCGGACCGGGUCAGGGUUCCCCAGCUGUCGUCCCUAUGGGGCUGUGUUUUCCUUGUCCCGGGGAGUCCGCGCCUCCCACGCCGGACCUGGAAGAGAAAAGAGCAAAGCUUGCAGAGGCUGCAGAGAGAAGACAAAAAGAGGCUGCAUCUCGGGGAAUUUUAGAUGUUCAAUCUGUGCAAGAAAAGAGAAAGAAAAAGGAAAAAAUAGAAAAACAAAUUGCUACAUCUGGGCCCCCACCAGAAGGUGGACUUAGGUGGACAGUUUCAUAAAGCAUAACAUGAGUAGAAGAAUCUACUGCCAAUAACUGUUUAUUAUCUGCAAUCAAGUGGACUUCAUCAAUUUAAUUUCUUCUCUUUGAAUAAAUGAAGAUUCAGACUUUGUAA
Pongo pygmaeus (Bornean orangutan) is the source of this 459-nucleotide messenger RNA. RefSeq names its product small VCP/p97-interacting protein. The record is from RefSeq and is a predicted model, not a curated record. Gene Ontology annotation, cellular component: endoplasmic reticulum membrane. The transcript has a single exon. Gene Ontology annotation, biological process: negative regulation of VCP-NPL4-UFD1 AAA ATPase complex assembly; negative regulation of ERAD pathway; negative regulation of retrograde protein transport, ER to cytosol. Bases 112 to 345 code for a protein of 77 amino acids. Lineage: Eukaryota; Metazoa; Chordata; Mammalia; Primates; Hominidae.